AUGAAACUGUUUUUGGUUGGAAUGUUUGUAGCCGUAUGCUCGGCCGCGCGUUUGGAUAACAAUUACCUACCUCCCAACCAUGCCUCUUCAUCAGGAGGCAAUGGCAAAUUCCUGGCUGCUCCGUAUGCAGCUGCUGGUGCUCCAACAACUCCACCGGUUGCCAUAUUAAAGAGUGUUAAUGAUAAUAACGGAGAUGGAACCUACAAUUUCGAAUUCCAAUCUGAAAACGGCAUUAACCAACAAGAAUCCGGACACUUGGAAAACGAAGGAAGUGAAAACGAGGAACAAGUAGUCAGCGGAUCUUACUCUUACACUGGACCUGAUGGCAACGUGUAUACUGUGCACUAUCGUGCUGAUGCAAAUGGAUUCCAAGCUUUCGGUGACCAUCUACCUACCGCUCCUCCAGUACCUGAAGCAAUCUUGAAAUCUUUGGAACAAAACAAAGCUGAAGAAGCCAGCCAAUCUGCCAGCCAACAAUACUUACCACCCGUAGUUAGCGCUAAAAAGUCAAACGGUAGUAAAAAGCUACGUACAAAUUAUCCUGCGGAAAAUCAUUGCUAA
Messenger RNA from Ctenocephalides felis (cat flea), 561 nucleotides. RefSeq names its product endocuticle structural glycoprotein SgAbd-2-like. Gene Ontology annotation, molecular function: structural constituent of chitin-based larval cuticle. Lineage: Eukaryota; Metazoa; Arthropoda; Insecta; Siphonaptera; Pulicidae. The record is from RefSeq and is a predicted model, not a curated record. Bases 1 to 561 code for a protein of 186 amino acids. Gene Ontology annotation, cellular component: chitin-based extracellular matrix. The transcript is spliced from 4 exons.